AUGGCUCCCACCACACCAGCACCCUUCUCCGAACCGCUUCUCCCCCAGCUCGACCUCCCCGCAAACCCAUACUAUACCGAGAAACACCACCGUCUCCGCGCCUUUGUCCGCAACUACGUCGACACAGCAAUCGCACCCUAUGCACAAGAAUGGGAGAUAGCAGGUCAAGUGCCUGACGACGUCCGUCGACGAUACUGCCAGCUGGGGUUUGCGAUCACCCACCCUGUCGUUGAUCCAGCCGAUGCGGGCGGUAUUCAGCAGCCUGCUGGGAUCCCAUACGACGAAUGGGAUACCUGGUGCAGUGUCAUUGUAGGUGACGAGUUCAAUCGACUGGGUUGGUGCGGUCCAAUAUGGGGCUUGAAUGGGGGCGGGAGUAUCGGCCUUCCGCCAAUCUCGAGGUAUGGAACGAAAGAACAAAGACAAAGGUGGCUACCGAAAGCUGCCAGGGGGGAGAUCAGGUUCUGUCUGGGGAUUACGGAGCCGGACGGAGGAAGUGAUGUGGCCAAUAUAAGGACGACUGCGGAGAGAAGAGGAAACAUCUACAUCGUGAACGGUAGCAAGAAAUGGAUCACCAAUGGAAUCUGGUGCGACUUCGUUACGGCUGCUGUGAGAACCGGUGGACCUGGCCAUGGAGGUAUCAGCCUGUUGGUUGUACCGCUGAAAGCCAAGGGCGUUACAACGAGACGAAUGGAGAAUCAAGGAGUCAACGCAAGCGGAUCUACUUUUAUCACUUUCGAAGAUGUCGAAGUUCCAGUUGAUAAUCUCAUCGGCCAAGAAAACAGGGGAUUCCAACUGAUCAUGUCGAACUUCAAUCCGGAGCGCUUAUCUUUGGCCACCGCCGCACUCCGUCUCGCCCGAGUUUGCGCUCAAGAUGCAUACACUUAUGCCUGUGAGCGCGAAACCUUUGGCAAGAAACUCAUUGAACAUGCUCCCAUCAAGUCAAAGAUUGCCUCUUUCGGGCUUCUAAUUGAGCCCGCCCAUGCAUUCCUAGAGCAGCUGUGCUACAUCAUUGAAACGUCCCGCGUUACAGGGAAGGAGGUCAACGUUGGCGGCAUGACUGCCUUGUUGAAGGUGAUGAGCACGAGGUGCCUGGAGAAAGUCUGCCGAGAGGCUCAACAGAUCAUGGGCGGAGCUGGCUAUUCCAAGACUGGGCGAGGUGCUCGGAUCGAGCAGAUCAGUCGGGAUGUGCGUGUCCAUGUCGUUGGCGGUGGUAGUGAAGAGAUCAUGCUUGACCUCGCUGUCCGUCAGGAGGCGAGGGAUGUCAAGCUGAGAGCUGCUAGGCUUGCAGCGAGCUCAAAGCUAUAA
Molecule: messenger RNA, 1305 nt
Organism: Fonsecaea multimorphosa CBS 102226
Lineage: Eukaryota; Fungi; Ascomycota; Eurotiomycetes; Chaetothyriales; Herpotrichiellaceae
Exons: 2
Coding region: 1-1305 (434 amino acids)
Molecular function (GO): flavin adenine dinucleotide binding; oxidoreductase activity, acting on the CH-CH group of donors
Source: RefSeq, a predicted model, not a curated record